AUGCUGGUCCGACAAACUCUUUUCCUCUUUGUUAUUAUUCUGUGUGCUUCAGUCCAGGCAGACUCUGUGAUUUAUAAUCCCUGUGCAUCUCAAAAAGAAUUACCUGAAGCCGAAAAACUCAUUGCUUUGGAAAACUGGCCGGAUAACCAAGAUAUUUCUCUCAUUGAGCACAGCUACAAGUGCUCUAUGACCUGCGUGCUGAUGGAUUUGGGAUUGAUAAAUCAAAUAGGACGGGUGACGAUCGACAAUUAUGUGAGAUCGGGAGCUUUGGACGGGAAAUGGGUGAUUAGUGACCUGGCCUCAUGUCGCAGCAAAUAUCAUGAUGAGCAGGAUCUGUGUGAAUAUGCUUUCGGAAUAUUCAAUUGUUUUAGAGAGAUGAAACUUGCGGCAGAGAGGAAAGCUUAA
Molecule: messenger RNA, 405 nt
Organism: Drosophila serrata
Lineage: Eukaryota; Metazoa; Arthropoda; Insecta; Diptera; Drosophilidae
Gene: Obp57e
Product: Odorant-binding protein 57e
Molecular function (GO): odorant binding
Source: RefSeq, a predicted model, not a curated record